GGGCAGCCCUGGCCCGGGCUCCGCCGUAUAUAAGCGGCGCGGGGUCCUGCGGGUGCGGUCCUGUCACGCUCGCACGGGGAGGAGGCUGAGGUGGAGAUGGCGGAUUUUGAUCCUUACGACGAUCGGGCCUACAGCAGCUUCGGCGGCGGCCGGGGGUCUCGUGGUGGCGGCCUUGGUUCCCGCAAACAGAAAGAGCUGCCGACAGAACCCCCUUUCACAGCAUACGUGGGAAAUCUACCCUUCAACACUGUUCAAGGAGACAUAGAUGCCAUCUUCAAGGAUCUCAGUGUAAGGAGUGUACGACUAGUCAGAGACAAGGAGACAGACAAAUUUAAAGGAUUUUGUUACGUAGAGUUCGAUGAGGUGGAGUCACUCAAGGAAGCUCUUACGUAUGAUGGUGCACUUUUGGGUGAUCGAUCACUCCGAGUGGACAUAGCAGAAGGCAGAAAACAGGAUAAAGGUGGCUUUGGCUUCAGAAAGGGUGGCGGGCCUGAUGACCGAGGAAUGGGAGGAGGUUCCCGAGAAUCCAGAGGAGGUGGAUGGGAUUCCAGAGAUGACUUCAAUUCUGGAUUCAAAGAUGAUGACUUCUUGGGAGGCCGGGGUAGAGGAACCCGCCCUGGAGACCGGCGACCACCAGGUGCCUCAAUGGGAAGUGGUGGCACUGGUCGCUUCAGAGAUGGGCCUCCGCUUCGUGGAUCUUCCAUGGACUUCAGAGAGCCAACAGAAGAGGAAAGAGCACAGCGACCUCGACUUCAGCUCAAACCUCGAACAGUUGCUACUCCCCUCAAUCAAGUAGCCAACCCAAACUCUGCUAUCUUCGGUGGAGCCAAGCCCCGAGAGGAAGUAGUAAAAGAGCACGACUGAGUUUGGGGUUGAGAGGGAAUGGGGAGGCGGGAGAAAAAGCAAGACAGUACAGAGUGACUAGCUCUGCUGGAAUGUCAACCCUGCAGUUUACCAUUCCUGCCAUCUGGCAUUUGUCCUCUUUGAAACCGAAAACACAGAGCUUGUGAAUGCAUGUCAGCUGUUAACAAGUGGUUUUUAGUACGUUCUUGGCUUUGCUGUAUCUAGUGCCGGCUUUGUGCUGAGUUUUCCCUCUUCUGUUUCCUUCCAAGCAGCACAGUUGCCAGUAGAUAAGGCAGUGUAGCUGCUUCCACGCGUGUGGAGGUCUCUGGACAAAGGUGCUGCUUCAACUUCUUCCUUUCUGGGUUUGUUUUACUUUAGAAGCACAGGUUAGACUUAGUUACUGCCCUGUAUUGUUUCCUUUUACUUCCUCAGUGCUCCUCUUCUGACCUGCAUGUCUUGUUCUGUAUUGCUGUGGCUCUGAAGAGGAAAACUGGAGAGUCCAGAUGAGUUGAACAGAGAAAUUUACAGUUCUAACCAAGUAGUGAAAUACCAUCUAUGACAAUUGGUGAUAGAGGUACUGUACACAGCAGAGUCCCUUAUAAACCUGAGGGGGAUAACUACCCUUUCACCCAGGUUAUCAAGAAGUAUCAAUUUAGUCAAUGCAAAUAAAAUUGGCUGACAAGAACCUGGUGAAUAGGUGGUGGAAUCAGCAUGGGUGAAGCAUCUGCCAGCAGACUCUUGCUGGUGGCUGUCUGUUGACUUCAAAAGGGUAUGAUACUGCACCUCUAAACUCAAGGUUAGUGCUGCAAAAAUGUGCCUCUCUGAGCACAACUGCUCACUGGCUCUUUCUGAGUACACUUUUUUGGGUUUUACAUGUUUGGUAAAUUUUUAAACGAAGUUUCUACAAAUAAAAUUGACUUUUUUAUUUUUGUUUAAGGAGUGUAUACUUUGCCAUGCAGUAUGUAAUUGCCAUUAUCCCCUGUAUUUCUUUGCCCAGUGGUGUACAGUUUUAAGAACUUGCUUUCAGCAUACCUUGAAAAUGGGCAGAUUAGAAAUCAUUCUGCUAUAGAUUCUCUUCAUGUAGAAGUUUGGGUAAAAAGCUUCUCUAAUUGCUGUAUCUCUCUUCACUUGAAAUGUUUCUUGGGAGUAUUGUGCGGGAGGAGGGAGGGGAGGCUGGAGCAAAAGGAGAGAGAUGGUUAAUGUUUAAAAACAAACCCUGGAUCUAUAACACUGAAGUGUGGAUCUGUCCAAUGCAUGAGAAACUCUUGGGCCCCUAGUGCUAGUGCUGACAGCUCUCAGAUAAACCAGCCAGCACACCAGAGUACUCGCAGGAGGAGUGUGGAAGCAUGGCUGCUUCACUGCUGGCAGCACUUCUAGUAGUGAAUUUCUUCCCCGGAGUUACCUUUGUAAUGUCAGAGUCCCAGCAAUUUACAGAACUACUCUUUCCUUCCUUCUGCCUGUCACUUAAUCUGCUUCUGAGAUAAGAACCAUUUGUCUAACACUAAUACUUAAUUUAAGACAGACAUGCAUUUGUGUGGUUGUAUUCCAAACCAAUAAUUGACCUAUUUACAUCUUCAAUGUGGAAAAGAUUUUAAGAACAAAUUCCCAUAUAAAAACUCACCUCUAGUCAAGACAGUUGACUUUUAAAUGUAAAAACGAAAAAAAAAAAAGGAAAAAGAAUUCCAAACACUUAACACAUUCUGCUCAUAACAAAAUAAAUUUAUGGAUAUGGUAUUUUGUGAAUGAUCUUUUAAAUAAAAGAAAACAUUAAGUAA
Molecule: messenger RNA, 2618 nt
Organism: Grus americana (Whooping crane)
Lineage: Eukaryota; Metazoa; Chordata; Aves; Gruiformes; Gruidae
Gene: EIF4H
Product: eukaryotic translation initiation factor 4H
Exons: 7
Coding region: 97-864 (255 amino acids)
Molecular function (GO): RNA binding
Source: RefSeq, a predicted model, not a curated record